This is a messenger RNA of Emiliania huxleyi CCMP1516, 1716 nucleotides long. RefSeq lists its product as hypothetical. The record is from RefSeq and is a predicted model, not a curated record. Bases 1 to 1716 code for a protein of 571 amino acids. Lineage: Eukaryota; Haptophyta; Isochrysidales; Noelaerhabdaceae. The transcript has 3 exons.
AUGCUCACGGUUACGGCUUUGCCUUCACGGUGGGCAUGGUUUUCACUGACGUCGCGCGGGCAAACGGCACCGUACCAGGCCCAGGUCGACGCGAGCACCAGCACCGAUGAAGAGGAGAUCAUGCGCCAGCCUUCGGCAGCACCCAACGUGGUCGACGCACACAUCCACCAGCGGCCUCUCGCCCGCUACGACUCUGUUGGCUUGGGCGGCAUUCAUGCGUGGGCGUUCGUCAAGGCUACCGCUCCAGGCGCCUCCCUCUCGGCGGCCAUCCCGCUUAUUCUGUCCAUCCUCCUCAUGGGUGGCCAGUCGGCGAUCAUGUACGCGGUCGCCUAUGAGGCUGCGCACCCACGCUGCUCGAGUCACAAUCACUGCGCGGUCGGAGAGUAUUGCCACCCAAAGGAUUUCUAUAUUUUUGGGGAGCCAAUCACGCGGCAGCCGUGGCGGCACGAGAAGGCGCCCGGCGUAUGCCUCGACUGCUACAAUAUGCAGCUGACGGCGGAGAACAUAUCAAGAAUCAUCAUGGCGCUGGACAGCCGGCGUCACGUGCUUGGACCAUAUGUCGACAUCUGGAGCAACUCGAGCUUCGCCAUUGGCGCCGGCUGGUUCGGUCACAGUGCCGCCGAGGACUUGAGCGGCGAGCAGUGGGCGCGAGAGGCUGCGGCCCACUGCGACGCCACCGACAUCAUGCCGCUGCGGUGUGACCAUCUCGUCGUACGGCAGAGCCGCCUCGCCGCGACGCACUACUUCGUACUCGUCUUCGUGGUGAUGUUGAUCCUUAUUCCGCUCGCCGAGGACUGGGACGAGGCUGCACUGGAGAAGCGGCUGCUCCGCCACCGCACGCGUGCUCGUAGAGUAGAGCUUCCCCUGUGGAUGCGCUGCCUGGGCUGGGUGCACAUCCGGAUGCGGAUGUUGGUGCUGCCGCUCUGCUUAAUCUGUGCAACUUGCGCGAUCCUCAUCAACGACGUCACCUGCACCAUGUUCCUGCUCGAUGGGCUCGCAAUCACAUUUACCACCUUCAUCGAUAACCUCCUCGCGCAACUUCUCUUACCUGUUGAGCAGCGCGAGGAGGUGGGCGGGGCAAUCGCGGCUCUUCUAGCGGAGGAAUCGGCUACAGUCGGGAACGCGGGUUCGCAUCGCUUCUUGGUGUGGCUAUUCAACCGUUUGUAUGCGGCGGUCCUCGGGCUCGCCGUGUUUGCCGUCAACCUCGCCCCGGAAAGCUUCAUGGUUGCCUUUGGCAGUCAGUAUGCUGCCUCCGGAUCGCUUUCGUGCGACAACCUGCUCGAAGCCUUCGCAUGGUGCAUUUUAAGCUGCGUCAUUGUCAUCGCAGGCAUCUGGCCGCUUUUGCGCGAGCGGUCCUUCCUCUCACAGCGGUCAAAGUGGCGCGCGUUCCUAAACGUGGCUGCCGACGCCUUCUGCACAAUGACAUUCGUCUGGGCAUCCUUGUGGCUCAACCCGUCGAAUCAGGCCUUUUUUCAACUCUUUUUGCACAGCCCGCUGGCGGUUAUGCUGACAUGGCCGCUCGGCGUGCCAGUAAUCAUUGCAAGACUGUUUGCAGUGCCAGUGCCUGCAACCAUGCCAUGGCUGGCAGUUCGGCUCGGCCUGCUUCUCGCGAUGGUCGUUCUCUGUGUUGCUGUCGCGUGGGCCCGCGGCGACGGCGUCGGCGGCGAUGGCAGGAACGGCGUCAACUUUGACCUGUUCCCCAUGGAGGACCUCUGA